Messenger RNA from Gavia stellata (red-throated loon), 298 nucleotides. RefSeq lists its product as uncharacterized. NCBI's taxonomy places the organism in Eukaryota, Metazoa, Chordata, Aves, Gaviiformes, Gaviidae. The transcript has 3 exons. Bases 47 to 238 code for a protein of 63 amino acids. The record is from RefSeq and is a predicted model, not a curated record.
CAGCCGAGUCCUCCCCUCGCCUCCCCGAGGUAGAUGCCAGUUUGCAAUGGGUCUUAAAACCAUCUGGAAGGACUACAAAGUUCUGAUUGUUAUGGGAACUAGCCUUGGGCUGGUGCACUGGGGGUGGUUUUACAUCAAGUCCAGUCCUAUUUUCCAAGUGAAGACAGAGGACUUUGUUCCAGAACCUGGGAUUGUGGCAUACGUGAUGCAACGCGAUCACAAAAAUAAAGAAAAAUAGCAUUAGUGCUAUAUAUUGUGGGUAUAACUAGCUUUGAAGCUUUUCAUCUGUGAGUGUUGC